AUGGGCAAGUGGGUACUACGGAUCACAGGCGGCCUCGGGCGGUUAUGGACGGAUCAGGAAAGGGAAGGGUACAGGCCAUGGGGUCAAUUGAUUUUUUCGGCGACUACGGCGACUCUCAGGGACGGUCAAGGCCAGGCAAGACAGGGACAAUUUAAACAAAGGAAGAGGAAGAAGAAGAAGAAGAAGAAGAAGAAGAAGGACACAAACGGCAAAUGGCAACAGGACCGGGUCUUCAGUGCGUUGGUGAAUUGGAUGUACAUAAAAGACAGGGGGGUCGCAUCUCGACGUACUCAGGCGGACCGGAUGGAAGCCGUUACAAAACAACACAAAAGCAUUCAUGAUAUAAUAAUAUGGUGUUCCCAUCUGAUUGCUUGUCCAAAUGAGAAUCUGUGCAUGCUCCCCCAUAGCUAUUUCGUCAACACGAUGCAAGUUAAUAAGCAAGCUUGA
Molecule: messenger RNA, 447 nt
Organism: Fusarium mangiferae
Lineage: Eukaryota; Fungi; Ascomycota; Sordariomycetes; Hypocreales; Nectriaceae
Exons: 1
Coding region: 1-447 (148 amino acids)
Source: RefSeq, a predicted model, not a curated record